Molecule: messenger RNA, 1557 nt
Organism: Triticum dicoccoides
Lineage: Eukaryota; Viridiplantae; Streptophyta; Magnoliopsida; Poales; Poaceae
Product: pre-mRNA-splicing factor syf2-like
Exons: 7
Coding region: 319-1335 (338 amino acids)
Cellular component (GO): Prp19 complex; catalytic step 2 spliceosome; post-mRNA release spliceosomal complex
Source: RefSeq, a predicted model, not a curated record
CCUCCCUCCCUCCCGUAAUCCGACUCUCCGCCUCCGCAUCCACCAGGCGCAGCCCCCGUCGACCAGCAGCAGAUCCGCCGCCUCGAAUCGCACCCAAGGCUAGUUAUCAGUCGAUACCCCCACCCACCACCGGUAACGUUUCCUGACCACCCCGAGCGCUCCUCCUCCCCCGCGACUCCCCUAGAUCUGUUGAAGCCGCCGGCGAGGAGCGAAGGGCCAUCUGCGGAUUUCUAGUUGAUCUCUUCCUCCUCCAUCAACCUCCUCUGCAUAUCUCAAGGGUUCUAUCGGAAAUCCGCAGACGCGAGAGCCGAGAGCUCGAUGGGGAAGUCGGAGCCGGAGUGCGUCAACUCGUCGAACCCGGCCCACGAGUGCAACGACUACUGCCUCAACAAGAUCGCCGAGGCCAAGCGCCGCCUCCUCGAAGAGCAACCCGACUCGUGGAAGGGCCCCCCGGAGGACCGCACCGUGCACCCUGACUGCAUCAACGCCUCCAACCCCUACCAUGACUGCUCCGAGUACUGCUUUAAGAAGAUUGCCGACGCCAAUGCAGCGGCGGAGCGCGGGGAGCUAGAGAAGCCUGCUGGAGGUUCUGGCAAAUCAGGAGUCACUCCAGAGCAGGCUGAUGGUGAUGAUGAUUCCGAGCGCCAGGAGGACGCCGCUGCAGCAGAAGACGGUUACCCGCAGAUGACCGAAAAGCAGAAGAAGCUGUUUGAGCUGCAGCUUAAGAUGAACGAAGCUAGGAAGGCGAAUCAGCAGGCGAUGGUUGCGGAGAAGAAGAGGAUGGAGCCUCGUGGCGAGAGCAGAGGCGUAUCUAAGGAGAAGUGGUUGGAAGACAGAAAAAAGAAGAUUGGGAAGCUGCUUGAUUCGAAUGGCCUGGAUAUGUCAAAGUCUUACAUGCUGGAUACACAGGAUAUGGCAGAAGCAAAAUACAAGAAGUGGGAGAAGGAACCCGCACCACAUGGCUGGGAUGUUUUCAACCAGAAAACCUUGUAUGAUGCAUACAAGAAGAGGACAAAAAACAUAGAAGUCGACAUGGAUGCAUACAAUAGAGCGAAAGAAACCGAUCCUGAAUUCUACCGUGAGGCUUCAAGUCUUCAAUAUGGGAAGGUGUCUAGGGUGGCGGAACCCAACAUCGACCGAAUGGUUAAUGAGCUCAAGGAGCGGGAUGAGAAGCGGAAGGCGUUCAGCAGGAGGCGCAAGUUCAACGAAGACAAGGACGUUGACUCGAUCAACGACCGGAAUGAGCACUUCAACAAGAAAAUCGAGAGGGCCUUUGGCAAAUAUACGCUCGAGAUCAAGAACAACCUGGAAAGAGGGACCGCCUUGCCAGACUAACGUUCUGGCGUUUGGAGUCAUCCACUCAACUGGCAGUGCUGUUUCCCCCCUGGUUUCUUUGCUUGUAACCUGUAUUCAGAAUUUAUUUUCUGAAGUGUUAAGAAAGUGAAACCUGGAUGUAAUGUAAUGAUGAUGCUGUGACUGAUAACAUGUACAAACAGUUCUGUAUCCAAAGUGAGCGCUUGGCUCCAAUCUUGCCAUUACUGAACUUUUUUUUUUGCA